GGCAGAUGAUGCCACCGUUAUGUCGCCGUAAAACAAAGUUGGAUAGCCUGCUAGCGCAACAACCCACUGCAUGAUGAAUCGAGGCGCUGAAAUGAUCUGACAACUGUGCAGUGGGCUUUGUUUAUUCGUGUUAUGAUGAUGCCCACAUAUGCAUCUAACAUUUUCCUUUCAAAAUUUAACUCAAUUAACUUUAAAAUCGCCAGACUAAACAUAUCCACGGCAAAGUAUCCAGUCCUUGUCCUAUUGAAGUGGAGAAACUCACAUAGACUUUCCUCUGACGGAAACUCAAUUUCAACAAAAAAGCCAGACCCCUAUAAUUUGUGUUGUAUCUCCCCCUAGUGGCAAAAUAGAAAACAUGAACCAGCGCAAAUGUUAACCAAGGAUAUCUGUGAUAUUAAAACACACUACUGUUAUUUUCUGCAGGUGUGCAGAAUGGAUUAAUAACAUCAGGCGGGAGGACCUAUGUGGUUUACAGACCGAUGAAAUGAAGCAUAGGAAAGUAUGCAGUGACCAUUUCGCCAUUUCACAAUUUGUGAACCCAUUGGACAGGAAAUCUGGCCUACUGCCAAUGGCCGUACCCUGGCUAGUAGACUGUCCCAACCCCCCUAAAUCUCAAGACACAGUUCGUCCACCACCCCGAAAACGGGUCGCACUUGAAAUUGAGACAACAGACUCAGAGAUCCUGGAUAGCACUGAUGUACUGGCCAGUGUCAGCAAUGACAACACAGUGGAAAAACUGAAAAGAAAAAUUGGCUGCUACAAAUCAAAGCUGUCAAGGCUAAAGAAAAAGACACCAUCUAUCAGCAAACAAACAUUAAAGAGGGAAAUUUCCAAAGUAUUGCCAAAACAAGCCGCACAAUUUGUCAACGAGCAAAUUGAUAAUGCCAAAAAAAAACCAAGGGCCAUUCGGUGGAGCAACUUCAUGAAAAGUUGGGCGUUACAGGUUAAGGGUACAGGGCCAAAAGCCUACCGAACCAUGAGGAGAAUUUUCAAGCUCCCUACAGCCAGGACCCUUUCAAAUAUCUUGCAGAGAGUAGACAUCGGGCCGGGAUGGCAUGAACCUGUGCUGUAUGCACUUAAACAUCAAGUGCAGCAUAUGGAAGAGCGAGAUAGGCACGUUGCCAUCACAUUUGAUGAAAUUACAUUGAAAUGUAGCCUAAAUUAUAACAUCUCGAAAGAUGAAGUAGAAGGGUAUGACGAAGGGGGAAGACCAGCCAACCAUGCAGGGGUUUUCAUGAUCCGUAGUCUAACUGGGAAAUGGAAACAACCCAUAGGGUACUUCUUGUCAUCUGGGACCAUGAAGCAUGGGGUCUUAAAAACCAAAAUCAUGGAGGCGGUGGAAAAGGUGCUUGACACUGGCUUCACUCCCAUGGUGCUGGUAAUGGACCAAGGCAGCAACAACCUGGCAGCCUGUAGAAACCUGGGUAUAACAGAAGAAAAACCGUACUUCUUUGUCAAAAGCCAGAAGAUUCAUUUUUUAUUCGACCCCCCCCAUUUAAUGAAAAACAUCAGAAACAAUUUGCGAAAAUAUGGAUUUUACAUAGGGGACAAAUUGGCAGAAUGGGGAGACAUCACUGAAAUGUUUAAAAUUGAUUCACAAAGACAACACCGAAUGGCACCCAAGUUAACCCAACGGCAUCUGUCCCUCACUGCCUUUUCAACAAUGAGUGUGCCUCUCGCCACUCAGGUUCUUAGUCAUUCUGUUGCGGCUGCACUGCUCACCAUGGCAGACAUGGGGAAGCUAAGAGAGGGGGCAAAAACGACGGCAGAUUUUGUAGCCCACUUUAACCAGAUGUUUGACUGCUUUAACAGUAGCACAUUGUCCAGCAGCACACCACAAAAGGAUGCCUUCAGAGAGACACAUAUUGAUUUUAUCAAUGAGAGUAUUAACUGGCUGGCAUCUGUCAGAUGUGCCAGUGGCAACAGCUUGAAUUGCCUAAAUGGUUGGAGGCAUAACCUAAGAGCAAUCAAGGAAAUCUGGGCUGAAUUGAAAGGUAGCAGCAAUAAGGCAUAAUUAUUCAAAUUGAGCUUUGCUAAUGCUAAUGAGCUUUGUCCACCACUGCAUGUUUUCUGCUGUUGGCCAAUGUACUGUUUGUCAUUUGCAUUCACAGAGAAAGGAUUUCAGUUUCUAUUUACGAGGCACCUCAACCAGGACUGCCUGGAACACUUCUUUGGGGUGAUCAGAGCGAAGGGCGGGCACAGGGACAAUCCAGACCCUCAGCAAUUCCGAUUAGACUACAGGCAGGCCGUGCUAGACUAUCUAAUGACAUUUGGGAGAAAUACAAAUUGCGAACCGGAGGAAAUACACCUAUUGCUGCAAUUGUCCCAUUUGUUUGAG
Molecule: messenger RNA, 2338 nt
Organism: Engraulis encrasicolus (European anchovy)
Lineage: Eukaryota; Metazoa; Chordata; Actinopteri; Clupeiformes; Engraulidae
Exons: 4
Coding region: 485-2014 (509 amino acids)
Source: RefSeq, a predicted model, not a curated record